This is a messenger RNA of Microplitis mediator, 1619 nucleotides long. Its product is annotated as myosin heavy chain, clone 203-like. The transcript is spliced from 2 exons. Lineage: Eukaryota; Metazoa; Arthropoda; Insecta; Hymenoptera; Braconidae. Bases 27 to 1529 code for a protein of 500 amino acids. The record is from RefSeq and is a predicted model, not a curated record.
CAGUCCGUAGAUAAGUGUCGAAAACAAUGAUGGGGUCUAAAGCAAAAGCUGCUUUGAAUCGUCUAAAGGAAAUUGAUAAAAAGUAUAAAUAUAAUAAAAAAGAUAAAUUAUUUAUUUCAAGUGAUAGUUCGAAGAGUAGUAAUGAAGAUAAAGGAUUACGGCCGAUAUUGAAUAUUAAAUUACCGGAUCCUUAUGAGGAAUAUGCUGACUCCAAUACGGAGGAGAGUGAACGGGUUGUUGUUAAAGUUGUUGAUGAUACGCCGAGAUCCAGACACUCCAGUCAUCAAAGCUCUAAGAGUUCUGUAAAGUCAAUGACAGAAGUUGUGGAGAUGAAAAAUGUUGGAGAUGGUGUUGAAUUAUCGGGCGGAACUGAUGAAAUAAGUGAAAUUAUUGAAGACGUCAGUGAAACGGUUCAGGAAGUUACGGAGAAAUCUUUUUACAGUGAUUCAAAUCUAGGUAAUGGUGAGGAGAGUGCUGUAGAAGAUGAUGGUGCUGGUAAAAAAACUUCCGAUGAGAUUUCGACUGACAAAUAUUCGGAUUCUUUCGAAAGUUCUGGGACAGAUGAAUCUAAAUCGGAAUCGGAAUCAAAGUCAUCGAUUAUUUUAAAACCCGCAGCUGAUAAUUUUGAUAAUAAUUUUACUAAAAGUAAAAGUAGUUCUGAUGAUAAUAAACCUGUAGAAAAAUCUAGUAGUUCAACUGAUAAUUUAACUGAUAACUACACAAGUGAUAAAAAUUUAAUGAGUAUUUUAUCGUCAGAAGAAAAAAUUUAUACUCUAGAAGAGAUAAGUGAUAUAGAAAAUAAAAAUAUACGGAAUCAGGUUGAAAAAAAUGAAAUUGAAAAAAAAAUAUCAAUAGAAAGUAUUAAACUGUCUGAUAUAAUUGAAGACACUGAUGAAAAUAAUAAAUUAUCUAGUUCAGAAGUAGCUGUAAGUAAUAUGCAAAGUUGUGAUUCUUAUAACGCUGAGAAUAAAAAGACUGAAAAAAAAUCCAGUAGAUCAAAGUCUGAGAAAAGUUAUUCAAGUUCUGAGUCUGCUAAAAGUUCUAGUCGUAAAUCUAGUGUUAAGUAUAAAAAAAAGUCUGAUACCCGACAAACUAUUAGUGAUCAUGAGUUAAAUUUAUCUUCGAAGAAAAAAAGUUCAAGGUCCAGUAGUAAUAAAAGUUUAGAAGAAAAGAUGAAGCGAAGUCAUCUUUAUUUUAAACAAGAACAGCAUCGUUUAAAUUCGGCUAUGAUUAAUUACAUACAGAAGAUGGAAGAAGAGCAUCAAAGACUUGUGAUGUGGCCUAAAAAUUUCAUUUGCCCAUCGAGGGUUAAUCUCAAGACUGUAAAACCACUAGAAUUACCAAAUAUAUCUGGGUUCACUAGACCUGACCCCGAAAUUAAUAAAAAUGAAGAUAUCAACAUGGAAAUACUACGAAAUCGAUUACUUGACAUUCGUCAGUGGUUAAAAGACCAAUAUUUAGUAUACAAAGAGCACUGUGAUUUAGCAGCGUCUGUAAACAAAACUUAUAAUUUAUUUACUGAAGAAUAAUAAAAUUAUGAUACGGAAAUUAGCCAAUGUCAAUAAUUUUUGGAUUUUUUUAUAACCGAUAAAUUAAAAAAAAAAAUGUUAAAAAAAAAA